Molecule: messenger RNA, 517 nt
Organism: Oppiella nova
Lineage: Eukaryota; Metazoa; Arthropoda; Arachnida; Sarcoptiformes; Oppiidae
Source: the annotation of a GenBank genome assembly
AUGAUACAAUCCAUUGAUACUGACUAUUGGGAGGUCCGCUCGCAAGCCUCCACUGACUCGCAGGAUAUAAAAGGAACUGUAGCCAUAACUGGCUCGACAUCAUCGGCAGCUAUAGAGCAGGUAUUCCCAAACGCGGAGCCAAAUGCCAACAAUUACUGCAAUUAUUCCGGUUAUCAGAACCUCAAUACCCCUCGCAUUCAAAGCGCUCCCAACGGCUCAUCCGCUCAACGAUUGCUACCAAAGGGUGGAAAACAUCGAAAUGCCAAUAUACUAUCAGCCGUGUUGUGUCUGAUUAAGGAACUGGAUUACGCGAGUCUUGAAGUGGUCGACACCACCAUUCACUGUCGGAUGGAGGAGAUGGAGGACUAGCUGUCUAUUCAUUAUACCAUAAAUUAUUGUCAAAUUAUACGAGCAUUUUAUUACCUAAUCAUAACACAAUUGAUUGUAUUUCUCGACAUUCCUAUGGAUUUUCUAAUAUAUUAUAUAUACCGUAGAAUAUAUUAUUAAUAUACCGGUC